GCUGUCUUUUUUCUUCACGAUCGCUAUACGUUCUCUUUAAUUGAACACAGUAUUAACUUCGUCAUCACCCAGUCACAAUAUUUUUUAACAAAAACUCACUUUGGUUCAAGUUUCGUUUAAAUAACAGACCUUAAUGAUAUUCGAUUCUUGUUGAAUAUUGCUUUAUUGCUUUUCUCAUAUUUGUGUCCCGUCAGUACCUUCAAUAAGCUUCAAACUCUUCAAGGGAGUGUUUUGACACUCCCAUUAUCCGAAAGUGUCAAAAUUGUUGACAUAAUUAGUUAUAUCAUUAUUAUUAUCAUUCCGUCUUUAAUAAAAUAAGGAAAAAUGUGCAAUAUAUUGUUGAGUCCCAGUUGGAAUAUUUGUGCCACGUGAUAUUCAAUCUCCUGAUGAUUUAUUUAUCGCUACUUAACCUCAAACAUGACGCCUCUAAUUAAUUUGAUAUCGUGUAGUAUAAUAGAAAAAGAUUGCAAUGGAGAUGUAUUGUGGACUUGGUCCUAUCCUGCUGUCACUGACACCCAGAAAUCUUAUGUUACAAGGAAAUGGAACUCUCGUACCAAACAAAAUAGCAUUCAGUCUUUUAUAGGAGCAAGACUAGACAAUGCUUGGAUUUAUAUUCACAGCAGCGAAGCUAUCGCAGCCAACAAAUUGCCAAGAGUAAAGUGUUGUGCUGUAGUGCUCAUCACCAAGGAUUUCAAUCCCCAUGACUAUCAGGAACUGUGCAGAAUAAUGAAUAAUUCAUAUUGCGAAUCGGGUGAUCCUACCGAAGUUUUGAGGCAUUACUUGGCUGCAUUUUCUGAAGGUCUUGUACGUGAUUCGAAAGGCAAUGCGUUGCACCAAUUUGACGGAGAGUGGCGAAUGAAUAACAAUCAUGCCAAAAAAUUAAUAAGAACUUUCGAAUUGGAAACAAUUUUGAUAUACACAGCAAUUUUGUUGAAAAAAAAAAUUGUCAUUUAUCAUCACAGUCUUGAAGAACUGUUCGGAUGGAUCGAAACUUUUCCUACUUUGAUGAAGCAUCGCAAAGUAACUGACAAUCUUUUUCCCUGGAUUGAUCUUGUUCAGGAUGAGCUUUCAGAACUCAAAAGCUAUUCGUACUACAUUGCCGGAUGUCGAGACAGUUCUAUUUCUUCAAAACCAGAAUUAUUUGAUUUAUUGGUAAACAUUCCAGCUAGAGAAAUUACCGUUGCUUCACACGCGAAAGAGAGUCUAACUAUGACAAAAGCCCACAAGGAAAUCGCGUUAUUCAUGGUGCAACUCUGUGAAAAGGAUGACGACAACAAAGGGCAAAUAAUCAACGAGAUCGCUGAGAAGACUCAAGAUCUUUUGAGUCAAUUGAAGACUCUAGCAAUGUUAGAACCUACAGAAGGGAAAAAAGUUCUUUCUUCUGUUAAAAGUAUUCGUGAACGCGAUUUACCACCGGCGGUAGAAAAUUUUUUGAUAAACUUGGGUAUGGCAGAAAAUCUAUUUCCUAUCUGAUUAUUUUCAUUUAUAACUCAAUCCGUUUAUCCAAAAGUAUCUGAUAUUAAAAAAACUCAUCAAGCGAUGCAUUUAUUUAAUAACUGUCAUCAGCAUUUGUUCCUCGACUGAUAGAAUCUUGGUUGGAAAAAUCUCAAACUCAGAGAAUCUUUGAAUUGUAUAUCUAUUUUUUAUUGAUCGGUAUCGGAAUUUAAUAAAGGUUUUUUUGGCUUCAAUAACAA
Venturia canescens is the source of this 1694-nucleotide messenger RNA. Its product is annotated as DENN domain-containing protein 10-like. The record is from RefSeq and is a predicted model, not a curated record. Gene Ontology annotation, molecular function: guanyl-nucleotide exchange factor activity; small GTPase binding. The coding region runs from base 418 to 1473 and encodes 351 amino acids. The transcript is spliced from 5 exons. Gene Ontology annotation, cellular component: late endosome. Gene Ontology annotation, biological process: protein transport; regulation of early endosome to late endosome transport. Lineage: Eukaryota; Metazoa; Arthropoda; Insecta; Hymenoptera; Ichneumonidae.